UUCAAUCGCUGAUGCGAUCUGGGAUCAUGGCGUUGUGAUGGCUGUCCACCAAUAAAAAUUGUAUCGAUACAUUACAACUACACAGGAUGAUUAAUGCUCUAAAGAAGAAGCUACUGACAGCUCAGGAGGGGAUUGCAAUUUUGCCAGAUUCAUUCAAGAAUGACAGUGCAAGCUCUGAUGUGAUAGGUUCAGCUAUACUCAGCAUCUACCAGUCUUACUGGGCUAAUAUACACAAUGACAUCGAGGCUUGUGCAACCGAAGCACAGCCCAUAGACAAGGCAAUAUCAGAACUUUUGAAAAAGCACCGCACAGGUGCAGCAUCAAUGACAGCCUUAAAUUAUCAGCUCCAGGUUCUGCCUGAGCUAGCAGUUCAGGUGCAGGCAAUCAAAGCCACUUUCGAUGAGCUGCGUGACCUCUAUCAGCGAGUGGAGGCGUCCUUGUAUGACCUUGAGAACGAUCACGCAGAGCUGGAGCAACGUAAGCGCAAGCACGAGCGCAUCGACGAGCUCGCCGCGUACAGUCUCGCGAAACGCGCCGAGCUCGCAAAGCUGAAGGGACAAAUCGCCGUCGGCCACGCGAAGAAGGUGACCGAGUACGAGCAGAAGAACACGACGCUGAGGCGAGAGAAGGAGAAGGUGUUCGAGGAUGAGUUCCUGCUGGAGCUCGAACAGUAUAAACUGAGUGGCCACGUUGAGCGGCAGGCGAUGGUCGAGCACGCGCCACGGACGCUCGAUGACGUGUCUAUCGACAGCGAUGGCGCCGAACUCGACAAGUUUCUCGAGGAUGUCGAAAUCGGUGCCGAUAAAAAAGAACGUGUCAGUAGUUUCAGCAGUAGUGAUGACAAUGAUGAUGGUGGUGAUAAGGAGGAGAAGGAGGAGAAGGAGGAGAAGGAGGAGAAGGGGGAGGAGCAGGGAGAGGAGAAGGAGCAGACGGAGGAGGAUCAGGAGGCACAGAAGCAGAAGGAGAAGAAGCAAGAGUUGCAGGAGAAAACUUGUGAAAGUGACCAUUAAGAGGCGCUGUAAGAUAUAAAUUUGUAAAUUAUUAUUGAUUAAGUAAAAGAACAUACAAAUUUUAACUUAAAUAAUAUCGUUAAUAUCUGAAUCGAUAUAAGAAAUCAGUGCUGAUAAAAAAUAACGUGUCAGUAGUAUCAGCAGUAGUGAUGACGAUGAGGAGGAGGAGGAGGAGAACGAGGAAGAAGAGAAGGGGAGGAGCAGGUAGAGAAGGAGGAGCAGAAGGACCAGGAUGAGGAGAACCAGACGCAGGAGAAGAAAUAGGAAGUGGUGAAGAAGAAGCGAGAAGAGUAGAAGAAGACCUGUGAAAGCAGCCAUUAAGAGCAGGUGUGAGAUUUGUAAAUUAUAAUUGAUGAAAUAAAAACACAUUAUAUCCAAUUAAUUUAUAUUAAAUAAAAUCGAUAAACUA
Messenger RNA from Priapulus caudatus, 1419 nucleotides. RefSeq names its product dysbindin protein homolog. Lineage: Eukaryota; Metazoa; Priapulida; Priapulimorpha; Priapulimorphida; Priapulidae. Gene Ontology annotation, cellular component: cytoplasm. The transcript has 4 exons. The record is from RefSeq and is a predicted model, not a curated record. Gene Ontology annotation, biological process: negative regulation of protein kinase activity. The coding region runs from base 87 to 1010 and encodes 307 amino acids.